Molecule: messenger RNA, 444 nt
Organism: Malassezia vespertilionis
Lineage: Eukaryota; Fungi; Basidiomycota; Malasseziomycetes; Malasseziales; Malasseziaceae
Gene: RPS12
Product: 40S ribosomal protein S12
Exons: 1
Coding region: 1-444 (147 amino acids)
Biological process (GO): translation
Cellular component (GO): ribosome; cytosolic small ribosomal subunit
Molecular function (GO): structural constituent of ribosome
Source: RefSeq, a predicted model, not a curated record
AUGUCUGACAUUGAAGAAACCCCCCAGGAUAUCCAAGUCGAGGAGACCGAGGUGGCUCCUGCUGCCGGCGGCAGCAUGAGCAUCGAGGAUGCUCUCCAGCAGGUCUUGAAGAAGGCGCUUAUCCACGAUGGUCUUGCGCGCGGCCUGCGUGAAGUGUCGAAGGCGCUUGACCGCCGCCAGGCGCACCUCUGUGUGCUUUGCGAGACCGUCAACGAGGCUGAGUACCUCAAGCUCGUCGAGGCGCUCUGCAAGCAGUACGACAUCAACCUUCUCAAGGUGUCGGACCCCAAGACGCUCGGUGCUUGGGCUGGCCUUGCGAAGAUCGAUCGUGAGGGCAACCCCCGCAAGGUCGUCGGCUGCUCUUGCGUUGUCGUGCGCGACUAUGGUGAGGACUCGGAGGGCCUCAACGUGCUCCUCGAGUACUUCAAGAGCCAGCGUGCCUAA